UUUGACCAAUAGCCUGCUAAGAAAUUAUUGUAUCUGUGGGUGUGCUCUGCUGGGUAGGACGCUUAGCCGCCCAGAACUAACUUUUUCCAUGUUUAAGAGUAUGGAUAUGCACAGUGUGAAGGAUGUCCCAUGGACAGGCUGUGCUGUCCUGUUCCUGCAGUCGCUGUGUCCCUCUGUGAACCUGCUCUCCCUUUACAAAGACCCACAUGGCAAAUUCAGCGUCUUCAAGGUCAUCAAGCUCACCCUGACAGACUCAGUGGGGGGUCUGGUGGGGUACGAGAUCCUGAAGCUGCACGAUGCCGACCCCCGGCUGGGCGUGGAGGUGAAGUUUGUGGACGCCACCGUGUGCCGGCGAUUCCUGGAGAGCUACAGCUCAGGCGCUGUGCGGCAGUCCCUCGCCCAGCACUCCUGCCGUCUGCUUACCAGCCCCUUGGAGCUCGAGGCAGAGACAGAGCUGAGGGCCGGCACGCACACCCUGGACAACUGCCCCUCCCUGGAGCUCUGUCUGCAGCACAUCCACCAAGCACAGCCAGAGAGGCUGCGGGAUGAUGAGGUCACAGCGCUGGAGCAGCAGUUGCAGAACCAGGCCCUAGGCCACAACCCUCAGCGACAGGUCACACAGGAAGUGUCUCCAGUGCCCAGCAAUUGCUUUCUUUUUCAGAAGAAGGCCUUUGAGGACCGCAUGCUGACGGCCGCGGACCUGCAGUGUUUCUCCAGCGGGGUGGGCCGCCAGUGGAAGCAUGUGGGCCGGGCCCUGGGGAAGACCUGCCGUGCACUGAAGGGUCCGGCCAUAGACAACCUGGCUUACGAGUACGAGAGAGAGGGGCUCUAUGAGCAGGCUUACCAGCUGCUCAGCCGCUUCAUGCAGGCGGAGGGGCGGGCAGCCAGACUGGGCAGGCUGGUCAGAGCUCUGGAGGACUGCAAACUCACCAGCCUGGCAGAAAACAUGCUGGAAAAACAGCCAUGAGAUGGAACUCUCUGACACGCUCUGACACACUGUCUUGUUGUGGGUAUGUGUGUGUGUGUGUGUGUGUAGGAGGCUAGGAUGAACAGUUGACUCAUACAGUAUAUCUUUGUGGUCUCUGGUACAUAGGUUACUGUCCUUAUAUUGUAGGUGUUAACUGUAUGUGAAGUGAUAUGUGUUGGUGUAUGUGUGCAGAAAUGUAUUAGCUUGCGAGACUCUUUUACAAUUGUGCAUAUUUCUAUGUCAUUUCUAUGUCAUUCUGACUUUUUCUUUUUUUAACAACCCUUCUUUUGACUAAACUAGUAGAGUUCUGAGUGUGGGAGGCUGUUCCUAAAGUACCUGUGGAGCAGUUUUCUGACCCCCCCCCCCCCACACACACACACACACCUCAGCCCAGUUCUGCUCUGAUCAGAAUGUAAUCCCUCAAUCAGGAACCAGUCACCACAAUGUCAUUGCCAUUGUACAUUUAGUAAAGCUAUGUGCAAUAUGUGGGACAUGUUCAAACAAAUCAAAAUAAAGGGUUGGAUUUGUAAAA
Hypomesus transpacificus is the source of this 1499-nucleotide messenger RNA. RefSeq names its product tnfrsf1a-associated via death domain (gene tradd). Gene Ontology annotation, molecular function: transmembrane receptor protein tyrosine kinase adaptor activity. The record is from RefSeq and is a predicted model, not a curated record. NCBI's taxonomy places the organism in Eukaryota, Metazoa, Chordata, Actinopteri, Osmeriformes, Osmeridae. The transcript is spliced from 5 exons. The coding region runs from base 89 to 967 and encodes 292 amino acids. Gene Ontology annotation, cellular component: tumor necrosis factor receptor superfamily complex. Gene Ontology annotation, biological process: extrinsic apoptotic signaling pathway; positive regulation of canonical NF-kappaB signal transduction.